AUUCACAUUUUGGAGUACAAUCCCCUCGAGGUGUACAAACCCUACGACACCGUGAACUUGGCUAGUACUCGUCUUUGGAGCAAAGAAAUUGCUAUUGGACCUUUUCAAUUAGUUACCAGAAAGUACAAUAUUAUUUUUCCUCAAUAAUUUCUGGUCACGUUUCGCUGAGACAGCAAUCACCAGUUUAUGCCCAAUUUUUCAUAUAUUUGAUAUUUCAUAGAAAAGCGUAAGGAAAAAGAAAAAGGGAACUGAAAUGCCACUGGCAAGAUUACUCUUAUCAUCUUUCAAAAAUGGGUCUGAAGAGUCUCUGCAUAUUGUUAAACGAUUUGGUGAAUCUAAGAGAUUUUACUCUUCCAGUGCAAGGUCAACAAGAAGCAUUACACCUCCCCCUCCAUUACCUGAAAAGUCUACGUCCCCCACCCCUUGGAAAUAUUUCUUAAUUCCUGGUUCCAUCCUAGCUGGAAUUGGUGGUUUGGCUUUUUUCAUGCACUAUAAUGAUGAAAAGAGAGCAAUUCCAAAAGGCCAGGGUGUAAAGUUUGAAAGAAGUGCCAUUCAAGGGCCGAUAAUUGGUGGCCCUUUCAGCCUAAUUAAUACAGAAGGCCAGUUAGUCACUGAGCACAACCUUCUGGGGAACUGGGUUCUACUCUACUUUGGUUAUACUUCAUCUCCGGAUGUUGGGCCAGCAGAGGUUCAAAAGAUGGUCAAGUCUGUUGAUAUAUUAGAGUCAAAACAGAAUCUCAAGAUUUUGCCCAUAUUUGUCACAAUUGAUCCUCAGAGAGAUACACCUGCACAGCUUCGCGCUUACCUCAGAGAGUUCGACUCAAGGAUAGAGGGAUUAACCGGACCAGUUGCUGCUAUUAGACAGAUGGCACAAGAGUACCGAGUAUUCUUUAAAAGGGUUGAUGAAGAAGGAGAUGAUUAUCUUGUUGAGUCUUCGCAAAACAUGUACUUGAUGAACCCGAACAUGGAAGUAGUGAGGUGCUUUGGAGUUGAAUACAGAGCGGAAGAACUGACGGAAGAAAUACUCAAAGAGAUGAAGAAAACUGGAAAUUAAUCAUUCGAUAGAAUGUGGCCUAAAACUCAGCAGGGUAGGUUUAUCUUUUUCAAAUGUCAAUCCAACGAUUUUUUCCCUUCACACUGUCAAAAUGCUAAUUAGUGUUGAGUUUGAUCCAAUUUUAAUACAUCACACAUUUUGUUAUUUUUGUGUUGCCCUUUUUCAUUAUUUGAUACUGUACCUUUUGGUGACUAAUACAAAAUGGGACUUGGUACCUGCA
This is a messenger RNA of Olea europaea var. sylvestris, 1274 nucleotides long. Its product is annotated as protein SCO1 homolog 2, mitochondrial-like. The record is from RefSeq and is a predicted model, not a curated record. Gene Ontology annotation, biological process: mitochondrial respiratory chain complex IV assembly. The transcript is spliced from 7 exons. The coding region runs from base 254 to 1054 and encodes 266 amino acids. Lineage: Eukaryota; Viridiplantae; Streptophyta; Magnoliopsida; Lamiales; Oleaceae.